Molecule: messenger RNA, 1368 nt
Organism: Drosophila biarmipes
Lineage: Eukaryota; Metazoa; Arthropoda; Insecta; Diptera; Drosophilidae
Exons: 2
Coding region: 29-1291 (420 amino acids)
Source: RefSeq, a predicted model, not a curated record
ACGAAAGCCCUGUGUUACGGUUAGGAUCAUGCCUGAGAAAGCUACCCACAAGGUUCACCCGGCGCCCGAUUGGCUCACCUCGGACUAUGUGCAGGACAAGCUGCGGAUCUACUUCAGGAACAGUUCCCUGAAACUGGAGAAGCUGCACACAAAGCCAGCCGUGGCCAAUGGAGGAAACUAUGGCAGCGUGAUGACCCGGAUCAAUGUGGAGUACACCACCAAGGAGGUCAAGGAAAAGCAGGCCACCACCUUCUUGGUCAAGACCACAUUCGCGGACCAGGAUCCCGCCGGCGAUGUGCUCAUCCACUAUGGAGUCUACUCCCGGGAAAUGGAUAUAUACGAAAGCAUCCUGCCGCAACUGGCGGACAUGGUAAGGAAGGACCUGAAGGACCCCAGGAAGCUGUUUGCCGCCACCAUGGAUGUGGAUCGCAAGCGGGACUCGAUCAUCUUCGAGGACAUGUCGCUGGAUCACUACAAGGUGGCCUGUCGCAAGAAGAAACUGGACCUGGAGCACACUCACCUGGUGCUGGAGAAGCUGGCCAGUUUCCACGCGGCUGCAGCCGUUCUCGCCGAGCGUCAACCGGGAGUCUUUGCAAACAACUAUGAUCGAGGAUUUUUUAACAAACACACCCGCGCCUACGGACCGAUCUUGACCAAUCUGCUGGAGGCCCUUUCCCGCUCCCUAAGCUCGGAUCAGGAGCUGGGUCCACGGUACAAGACCAAGAUCGAUAAGCUAAUCGAACGUCUAAUGGACUAUGGCGAAAGGUCCACGACAAACAAUCCUGGCGACUUUUUAACCGUAGCCCACGGCGAUCUGUGGACCACAAAUGUUAUGUUCCAAUACGACGACGAAGGUCAUCCCACGAAUGCCAUAUUCAUCGACUUCCAGUUCAGCGUCUGGAACUCUCCAGCCAUCGAUCUGCACUAUUUCUUCACCACCUCGUUGCAGGAUGAUCUCCGCUUCGGUCAUCAGCCGGAAUUGGUGCAGUUUUACUACUACAAGCUAGCGGAGGCUCUCAAGAAGUUCAGGUAUACUGGCAGGAUACCCAGCUUGUUUGAUUUCCAAUUGCAGUUCCGCUCGAGGGGAUUCUAUGCUGUUUUUUGUUCCCUGGUUUUUGAACCCGUCAUGCAGUACGAGGGCAAGGAGGAAGCUUCUAUUGAGCAGGCUCUUUCAAGUUCCGAGAGUGGGAUGCGAUUCAAGGAUUCUGUUUACGAGUCAGAGGCUAUUAAAAAGAAAUUGAGUAUCACGCUACCCUUUCUUGAUCAGUUUGGGUUGCUAGACGAAAUGUGAUUCGGAGUGUUAAUAUUUUAAGUAAACAAAAGUGCUAGUCAAAGUACGUACUAAAUAUAUAUGUUCUUGAAAAACUA